AGCACAAUCAAGAGGAUGGCGGCGGUUCACAAAUCCUUGGACCAACCGGAACAGAAGAAACAACAACAACAGGACCGCUGAUAGGAAAAGUAACAUUCAGGACAGAACACAACAGUGGAUGAGCUUUCUCUAUGGGCUUUUCUGUUAUUUCGAUCCAUCCUCUUAAUACAGAGCAGGUUUAAUGUCUGCUAUUAAUCCAUGAAAGGAUUCAUGUCUGCUAUUAAAUAGAGCCACACUUCACGGUGUUGUUUAGCUUUAUGGUCAGUUGAAGAUGUCCUAAAAUGGAGUAAAGUUAUACUCUUAGAAGCAAAGGGAAAGGCCUCAGAAAUUGUAUAUGCACUAUUGUUGAAAUGUCCAAUCUGUCUCUAUUAAGUCGUGGUACUGGGCAGGUGGUUAGAAAGAAACAGGAGAAGUUGGAAGUGCAUUUCGAUCCAGAGGAUUACUUGAACUGGAAGCCACCUGAAACCGGUUACCAUGUCAGCAGACUACUGGAUGAUAGUCAGGUCGUGGAGGGAUUCUGGAGACUGUGUCUUCCUAAAACUUACAGCACAAGAACAGGGGCCCUGGUUCUCUAUUCAGAAGAUUUAGCCAAACCGUCCCUGAAACUGAAAAGAUGCAGGAAGUCCCAGCGAAGACUUAGAAACAAAAGCCGGACGCUGCACAUAGAACUUCGCACCCUCCAGGAUUUGGUCCGAGCCAUCUUGGCAUAUGGAGGCAAACAGCUAUGGAGGGAUAAGAAAAGGAUGACUUGGCAGCCGUAUCUUCACUUCCUAAGUGAUCCAGACAUCCAGACCGAGAGACAGAUGAGACCAGGCUAUUCAGCCAAGAGGUACCUCCUCAAACUCUCACAGACCUGGGAUCCAAGCAUUUUACGAAAGCUUCAGUGUGCAGGAUACAUCAAGGACCCCUUGUUGCUUGAGGAAAACUUACCAGAUCACAGAAAGAAACUACAGGAUCUAUCAGCUGUUCCACCAAAAUAUAAUCUUCUGCAUAUUUUCUGCUCACCUUGUUCAUACUUACAGACUGAGUUAGAAGAACAAGCGACUAAUCCAGUCCACAGCCCUUUGUUUUACAAGCAACCUGAAAAUAAAGCCAGGCUAGUUGAAGACUAUGAAGAAGGGGGAAAUGCCAAAGGGAAAACACGAAUUCCUUUAAGGAUUUCAGUAAGGAGACUGAGUUUUCACCUGAGACCGCAGCAUACAAAAGAGUCCACCUGGAGUCAGAAUACAGCACACAUAGGAAUCCCAGAGGACAGAUGGGUUGGAGUUCACCAAGAUGGGAAGACUGCAAAGGAGGAUCCAGGCCACAGUGAAAUACCAAAACAAACUGUAGAUUAUCCACCUUUGGGAAGCAUCAAUAAUGAGACUUCUGAGCUUUGGUGUGAGAAAUCCCAUGUGACUUUCUAUGGCGGGUUUUUUCCUGGUAGAAAGAUCUCCUACAGCGUUAACCAAAGGCAUCUGAAGAAUUCCAAAGGCAAAGAAAGAGGACCUCCAGUGGGUACAGGAUUACUUCCUCCUAUCCAACCAGGAACAAGCGCAGAAAGAGGUGGAGUCAUGAAAGAGCAUAGAGAUCAGGUGCCGGAGAUUUUCAGGUUACCUCAGAUAUCUGAAGACUGGCCCAGAGCUCAUAGGAAAAAGAUUAAAUCUGGUGAGCUCACAAAAGAGCUUGUGAUCCUUCCAUUGCUCGUUCACUUGGAAAGGGAACCACAGACCAAAGCAAAACGGCCAAGAGAAGCUUGUUGUAAUGUACCCAAUGAGGUUGAUGUCUGUAAUGAGCAGUUGGUCUCUUUGCCAAAUGAUCUCAUUUUGGAGACAGAACAUAGAAGAAAUGAGGAGCAGCAGCAGAUGAUCAAUGGUGGGAUCUCAGAGGCUUCCCAAGAAUGUCAUAAUGGCACUUCACUCAGCAGUCUCUGCAUGAGUCCUGAUAGAGAAAUCGUCUGUCCAUCAGUCUUGGGAUCCAUCCAAACUACUGAUGAUCCCGAGCAGUUUGGAUUCAUUCCAGAUGAAGAAGGAGAUGGUGAAGUAUCCCUUGAAACGAGAAGAACUGUUUCCGUAAAUCCAUCUAAGAUCUCCUCGGAAGUUCAAGAACAGCAAGAGAAGGAAAGUCCUGGCAUACAAAGAACAAAGCUGUCGCGCCCAAGGGAUGAAAGACAAAUAGCUGUGAAAAAGGAAGCCAUCCAACUCAUUGCUACACCAAAGAAUGGAGGUUCUGCCCCGUGCGCCACUAAAAGGCUGCUUCAAGCCUGUAAAAGAGAAAUGGACCCCAUCCAGAAUGUCUCCCAGUUCUGCACAGAAGCCAAUGACCUCUACUACAAAAUCCAUAGGGGCCUUCGCAGAACUCAAGCUCUAAGAAUCCUUAUGGGAAGUAAGAGCAUUUCUGCUGAAUCCAGAAAAGAGAGCCAGCAAGGUCUAGAUGGUUUCAGCAGAAACCACCAUCUGCAACUAAGUAAGGAUGAAAAGGGUCGCCCCACCUUGCCGCAGACACAAAGCACAAAGCAGAAGAACUUCAUCCAAGACACAGGAGAACAGUUGGAUAACCUGUCUCCAACCUCUAGCCUCUCGCACCUGGAACCUCACCCUGCCCAUUUGAUGGUUGCUGCAUCAGAAAUGGAGAUUGGCUGGGAAUCCGAGGGUGCUUCCCUGGACCUUCUUGAGCCCGGCAAGGAAAUUAAGGAGAGCCCAAGGGUGGGCACCCAUCCUUCUGCAAAGCAGUUUGGGACUGAAGAAGAAACAACCACUUUGCCAGAGAAAACCAGCAAGCAAGCUCAGGCCACCAGCGUCAACAGAGCUGAAGGUGUUUUAGAGAAGAAACCAAUGUCAAGACAGAAGAAACAUGAAUUGGUAAAAACUUCAGCUACGUCCAAAGCACAGAAAAAGAGCACCAAGAAAGAUAAACGCCAAAGUCGGACAGAGUUUGUUGUAGGGAAACCAAGACAGAAAAAAGCUGUUGGAGAAACAGUUACUUCUUCCAAGCAGAAACCAGCAGGUGUCAAGAGAUCAGAAACUGCUGAGGAAGAAAACCAAGAAGAAGAAAAGGAAGGAGGGGAUGUUGAAUUGGAGCAGAUUGGUUCUCUUGCAGAAGGAGGAGGAGAUGAUGAUGAAAAAGAAGAUUUGAGAGGCCCUUCUGAACAAAGCCUCGGUUCCUCCACCCCUCUGAAUGAAGAGCAGCCCUCACUGCUGAAGGACAGCCAUCCUUUGACUGAAGAUGUUGGCCAAACUCCUGGGUCUCCUGCAGGGCCUGCUAGUGAGACACCUCUUGAUACCUGUCCAGCCGUUUCCACUGCAAAUGGCUCCCAAACUGAUGCAGUUCAGAGCAGUGGGCUUCCAGAGGAUCUCCCUGUGAACAAAGAAGAGGAGAAACUAUCGCGGGGCAGGAUGAUAGCAGAGAGGGCAGAGAAAAGGCGGCUGGCGGUGGAGAGGAAACGAAGGGAGCAGGAGGAGCAAAAACGGAAGGAGCAAGAGCAGCAGGAGCGCAUGGAGAGAAUGAAGGAAGAAAUGGGACACGAACACCAGCGGAGAAUUGAGGAGAUGCGUUUAAGAAGACAGCAGCAAGAAGAAGAGCGUCAGCGCCAGGAGGAGGAGGCAGCAAGGAAGCAUCAAGCGGAAAAGGCAGCCCAAGAACGUGCACGGCAGCAGCAGGAGGAACAUCGCAGGAAGCUACUAGAAAUGCAGAAAAAAAAGCAGGAGGAGGAACGAGAACGCGCAGAAGCGGAAAAACGCAAACAGAAAGAAAGGGAGAUCUGGCUAGAGGAAGAACGGCAGCGCUUAGCCGAGAUGGCAGAAGAGCAGCGGUUGGAGUACGAGAAAAGGAAACGGGAAGAAGAGGAGAAAGCGAAGCGUGAGGCUGAGGAAAGGAGGAGGAGGGACGAGGAAGAAGCCAGGAUUGCUUUAGAGGAAGCAAGGAAGCAAGCAUUGUUAUUGGCAAGACAAAGGGCAGAGUUGGAGAAGCAGCAUCAAUUCCAAUAUAAGCUGCUUGCAGAAGCCAGUGGACUGGAACGAGGGCAGGAAAUCUCACGUCCUUGGGUAUAUUCGUAUUUCCAGCAUCCAUUUUUAAAGGUGGGAGAUGAUGAUUGAAGAACCCGGCAAUGGGUACUUUUCCCAAGAACGUGCAACCAGGAGGCUGUGGGCUUCCAAUCCUACCCCAACAAGUCAGUGCCUUAUGAUUGCCCGAUUCUUGUUUACUUAAUUUGAUAGAAGCUGCUGUUUAUAUCCAUGUAUCAGUAGAGAACAGCUGUUAUCCUCU
Elgaria multicarinata webbii is the source of this 4242-nucleotide messenger RNA. Its product is annotated as KIAA2012 ortholog. The transcript has 23 exons. Bases 351 to 4073 code for a protein of 1240 amino acids. Lineage: Eukaryota; Metazoa; Chordata; Lepidosauria; Squamata; Anguidae. The record is from RefSeq and is a predicted model, not a curated record.